Molecule: messenger RNA, 780 nt
Organism: Penicillium arizonense
Lineage: Eukaryota; Fungi; Ascomycota; Eurotiomycetes; Eurotiales; Aspergillaceae
Exons: 4
Coding region: 1-780 (259 amino acids)
Source: RefSeq, a predicted model, not a curated record
AUGUCUGACGGGAAGAAAGUAGCCCUGGUCUUUGGUGCCAGUGGGAUCUCCGGAUGGGCCGUGGCCAAAAAUCUACUAUCCUAUCCCACUGCUACCACCUUUGAUCGGGUUAUCGGUUUAACAUAUCGUCCACGGACAAUUGCUGAGAGCGGCCUACCUCAAGGCCCUCGACUAGAGCUGUACUCUGGAGUUGAUCUCCGGACCGACCUCGACAAUGUGAAGAAGCAGAUGCAGGAACGUAUUCCAGGUCUAGAUCAAGUCACACAUAUGUACUAUCUUGCAUACUCCAAUGCUACCGCGUACACCGAAAAUGUGAUGGACAUCAAGAAUAUCAAUAAAGACAUGGCGUAUAAUGCCGUCCACGCAACCGAUUCGCUCUGCUCGCGGCUCCAAUUCUUAGUUCUUCAGACUGGAACCAAUAACUACGGCGUUGCAGUGUUCCAGUACAUGGACAAGAUUGAGAUCAGUCCUCCUCUGAAAGAAGAUAAUUCCCGAAUCCUAUCGCCAUAUGGAGAUGAAAUCUUUUACUGCGAUCAAGUUGAUUUGAUCAGGGAGGCUGCCAAGGGCAAAUCAUGGAAGUGGUGUGAGGUUCGUCCUGACCAGAUCAUAGGAUUCGUCCCGAAUGUGAGUGGCAUGACCUUCGUCGAGCCACUAGCUCUCUACCUUGCUCUCUACCGAUUUGUCAACGGUCCAGGCGCAAGCAUCAUCUUCCCCGGCACAAAAACCAACUUCACCUACACAUUCACAGACUCAUCCCAAGAUCUGAUUUUCAAAGUCUGA